UUCUGCUUUGUUGCAUUCUCCGCGCAGAGUCUUUGGUUGAGUAUGACUAGGAUACUGAGAAGAGACAUGAAGUUUCACCAUUUCCAGUAAGAAAUCUGAGGCUGAAAUUAAGAACUUCAUCAUGGGAGCACAGAAUUCCAAGCCUGUACACAAGAAGCAAUCACGGGUGGUGAUGAUGGGACUUGAUUUUUCUGGAAAAUCCACUAUUUUAUAUAGACUUAAACUAAAUCAGACAGUAGAGACCUUACCAACGGUUGGGUUCAACGUGGAAUCCCUAGAAGUGGCUAAAAAUGUUUUCAUCACUGUAUGGGAUGUAGGAGGUCAAGCCAAGCUGCGUCCUAACUGGAAAGAGUACCUGGAAGACACGGACGCCCUCAUCUAUGUGGUGGACAGCUGUGAUAAGUCCAGGAUUCCAGACGCCACAACAGAAUUGCUGACUGUGUUGAACAAUGUUAAUAUGGCUGGCGUUCCUUUCUUGGUUUUGGCCAACAAACAGGAUGUACCCGAUGCCCUGUCCACUGAGGAGCUUGUGGACAGGCUUAAACUGGAAAAUUAUGACGAUCGACCCUGGGGAGUACAAGGCUGUAGUGCAUACACUGGAGAAGGCUUGAUCGAGGCAGUUAAUGCAGUUUUACGUCUUUUAAAAAAAACUCGUGACCUAUGAGUGCCUAUGGAUUCUGUUCCAGGAUUGUAUGAAAUUGGCUUUC
Nanorana parkeri is the source of this 707-nucleotide messenger RNA. RefSeq names its product ADP ribosylation factor like GTPase 11 (gene ARL11). Gene Ontology annotation, biological process: intracellular protein transport; vesicle-mediated transport. Gene Ontology annotation, molecular function: GTP binding; GTPase activity. The coding region runs from base 122 to 664 and encodes 180 amino acids. Gene Ontology annotation, cellular component: cytoplasm. The transcript has 2 exons. NCBI's taxonomy places the organism in Eukaryota, Metazoa, Chordata, Amphibia, Anura, Dicroglossidae. The record is from RefSeq and is a predicted model, not a curated record.